GGCGGCGCGCGGCCGGUUCGAAUGCACUGGUGCCGCCCUCCCCUCAGCCGGGCCAGGGACGUCCAUUGCGGCGGCGAGCGGCGGCGGCGGAGGAAUAACCAUAGCAAUGGAUGCCUACACAAAAAUAGAGAAGAUUGGGGAAGGUACCUAUGGUGUUGUGUAUAAAGGUCGGCACAAAACCACAGGCCAAGUGGUUGCUAUGAAGAAAAUACGUCUAGAAAGUGAGGAGGAAGGUGUUCCAAGUACUGCUAUCCGAGAAAUUUCUUUAUUAAAAGAGCUGCGUCAUCCCAAUAUAGUCUGCCUCCAGGAUGUUCUUAUGCAGGAUUCAAGACUGUACCUCGUUUUUGAAUUCCUUUCCAUGGAUCUCAAGAAAUAUUUGGAUAGUAUUCCAUCUGGCCAAUAUUUGGAUCGUUCACGUGUUAAGAGUUACUUGUAUCAAAUCUUGCAAGGUAUUGUCUUCUGCCAUUCAAGAAGAGUUCUGCACAGAGACUUAAAACCUCAGAAUCUCUUAAUAGAUGACAAAGGAGUGAUUAAACUGGCAGACUUUGGGUUGGCUCGAGCCUUUGGAAUUCCAGUGCGAGUAUACACUCAUGAAGUAGUGACACUGUGGUACAGGUCUCCAGAAGUGUUGCUAGGAUCUGCUCGUUACUCUACUCCUGUAGAUAUGUGGAGUAUAGGUACCAUAUUUGCUGAGCUGGCAACCAAAAAGCCACUUUUCCAUGGGGACUCUGAGAUUGACCAGCUCUUCAGAAUCUUCAGAGCUUUAGGUACCCCCAACAAUGAGGUGUGGCCUGAAGUGGAAUCCCUGCAAGACUAUAAAAACACAUUCCCAAAAUGGAAACCCGGCAGCCUGGGAGCACAUGUUAAAAACUUAGAUGAAGAUGGACUCGAUCUGCUGUCUAAAAUGUUGAUCUAUGAUCCUUCAAAAAGAAUUUCUGGCAAAAUGGCCUUGAACCAUCCAUAUUUUGAUGACUUGGACAAAUCCACUCUUCCUGCUAAUCUGAUUAAGAAAUAAGACCUUUGGACUAAAUCAACCAGAAUGAAAUAAUUGUGAUUGCUUUUAUUAUAGAGUCUGUAACUUGUAUGUUUGUCUGCUUUAAAACUGUGGCUGUGUUUUUAGUCUGUUUUGGUUUAAGUGUUUUCUAAAUGUAAAUAUUAACCUAUUAGUGUGGAAUUCAAAUACAAUGCAAAUAUUGCUGCCGUUAAUGCAGUGAACUUCCUAUAAAUAAAGCUUUAAAUCUGUGAA
Molecule: messenger RNA, 1246 nt
Organism: Phalacrocorax carbo (great cormorant)
Lineage: Eukaryota; Metazoa; Chordata; Aves; Suliformes; Phalacrocoracidae
Source: RefSeq, a predicted model, not a curated record